AUGCAAUUAAUUGAACUGGACCCAUCAUCAGCACAGUCACCCUCAUCCACACUCACCAUCUGCCUGGAGGAGAUCAAGGCGUGGAUGAAACAACACUUCCUGCAGUUGAACAGCGGCAAAACAGAAGCCAUCCUCAUCGGCACCCCACACCAGGUCAACUCAUCCCCCAUUACAUGCAUCACCUUUUCUGGCCAGGCUAUCCCACUGUCAUCGGUCAUCACCAACCUGGGUGUCAGAAUGGACCCCCACCUCAACUACGAGGCCCACAUCAAACACCUCUGUAAAACAUCCUUCUUCCACCUCAAAAACAUAGCCAAACUCCGCCCCACCCUGUCUCUGCAGGAUGCUGAAAAAUUAGUCCACGCCUUCGUCUCCUCCAGGCUCGACUACUGCAACGCACUUCUCAUCGGGAUUCCAAGCAAGAGCCUUCAAAAGCGCAUCCAGAACAGUGCUGCUAGGAUCCUGAUGAGAGUGCGCAAACAUGAUCACAUCACUCCCAUCCUCCACUCACUACACUGGCUCCCCAUCUCCUCCCGUACAGAAUUUAAAAUCUCCCUGCUGACCUACCAAUGCGUCCAUGGCAACGCACCCCCCUACCUCAAGGAGCUGGUCAAGACUCAGCCCACCACCCGCAGUCUCCGCUCAUCAAACACUUACCUCCUCAAACCCACCAGGACUAAGCUGGUCACUAUGGGAGGCCGGGCCUUCUGUUCUGUCGCCCCUGAACUGUGGAAUGCCCUCCCUGCCCACCUAAGAGCACCACAGUCAGUCGACUCUUUCAAGAGCGGUCUUAAGACCCACCUAUUUGGAAGAGCCUACCCACAUUUUUAG
Messenger RNA from Conger conger (European conger), 831 nucleotides. RefSeq lists its product as uncharacterized. NCBI's taxonomy places the organism in Eukaryota, Metazoa, Chordata, Actinopteri, Anguilliformes, Congridae. The record is from RefSeq and is a predicted model, not a curated record. Bases 1 to 831 code for a protein of 276 amino acids. The transcript has a single exon.